Messenger RNA from Hydractinia symbiolongicarpus, 8367 nucleotides. Its product is annotated as protein FAM76B-like. The record is from RefSeq and is a predicted model, not a curated record. NCBI's taxonomy places the organism in Eukaryota, Metazoa, Cnidaria, Hydrozoa, Anthoathecata, Hydractiniidae. Bases 6024 to 7796 code for a protein of 590 amino acids. The transcript is spliced from 11 exons.
AUUAUUAGAUCUGUGUUUUUUCUGCACUAGGUCACUUUGUAAUCCUGGCGCACUUUUUAACCUAUUUUGCCUCACUUUAUAAUCCCAAACCAGUCGCAAUUUGUAAUCCCCCGACUUGUCGCACUUUUUAACCCCGAUAAUUUUCGGGAUAGAAUAUACCUCUCGUAUAUUUCUGCGAUUGUUUUUACAUUACUGUAGCUGACUAAAACGAUAAUUUAAGUAAUCAUCAUUGUGGUAAAUACAUUUCAACGCGUCUUUAUUCUCUCCGACUAUAUAAUUACGUUUCGUUAUUGAUAAUACAAUUAGUGCUUCAGUAGUUGCAAUACUUGCGUAAAUUUUAUCACAAAAAGAUCGCUAUAAAUGGUUACACAACGUUAGCACGAAGACACCGUGCAUGCUUCAGUUUAUUUUCAAGUCAUAAAAAAUCAACAACGUUUGAUUUGUUCAUAGCUAUAUAUUUUUGAGUUUUGAGUUAUUCACAAGAGAUAUAGACUUUUAUGUUUAAGAAAAGAUGUAUAACACAUAUUAAUGGGAAAAAAUGGGGAAAGAAAGUGACUAAGAAGGAAUGUCAGAUAAGUCUUACCUGCAAAAAAUGCAGUAUUGUUCUAAAAGUUUUUAAAGUUGGUUAAAAGUUCAUGUAGAUUCAUAACAUAAAAUAAAUGCAUAUCAAAAGAAUAAAAACCUAGUAUUUCAUUAGCUUGAAAAAUUGAAGAAGAAGUAUUUAAAUUCGUGUGAAAGAAGCUAAAAGUGUAUGCACUGAUCAAAAAAAUCUUAUAGCUACUCAUCAUUUUUAAAGGAUUACUAAGUGCCACAUGAAGGGAUUACAAAAUGCAAUAGAUUUGGGAUUACAAAGUGCGACAAAAUGGGUUACAAAGUCCGAUGGGAUAACAAGAUGCAACAAAAUUGGAUUGCAAAGUGUGACGGGAUUACAAAAUGAUACACUACCAUGUUAACCUAUCGAGCUCAAAUGAUAACGCUAUCUAACUAAAGCAAACAAAUAUGUCACACGCGAAAUUACUAUGUCUCUGCCAUUGCAAAACAGCGAUGGGGAUUUUAAUAACUAAAUCUUUAUAAUGUGUGGAAGAAAACAGGGGUAUGUUUUCUCUUUCUGAUACCAGAUACCUUUUUUGUUAUACGCCGAAGUCGAGAAAAAGAAGAAUUCAUGGAAACAAGGUAGACAUUUUCACUUACUUUUUUUUAAGCUUGAUGUCCAGUUUCCAUUCGUUAAAACUACCAGCAACGAACACAUCCUUUCCACCGUGUUCCCAUUUGAGCGUGACUGGCUUGACUUUGCUUCCACCACCAUCUGAGAUAAUGAAAAACUCAUCAGAGUCAUUAAAGAGAUCUUUAGAUUCUAUGCUGGGGUCUUUGCAGUCUACAGUAGAAACAAGUACACAGACUGGUUUUCACUUCAGAUAGUUUCAGAUGACUUUCCGUCUGGUUAUUUGAAAGCAGUUAAUGCUCAGAAUAUUGUAGCGCGCCUUUUAUAUACUCACACGCAGACAAAAUAUUGGACAUGAAUUAUUGCUUAGUGUGUGUGUUGAUAACUGGCCAAAAGUUUGUACCUGAUUGCGUUGGCGGCUUUUUCGUGGUUCCGUCUUCAUGACUUUUUUCCUCUGUCGUCGUUUUUUCUUUGCUCGCACCCUUCCCCAUGGCAAUCAAAAUAUGUGUUUUUUUGUCUAAUAUACACAAGAUAUGGAAAGAAAAACUGUUUGGCUAUUAUUUAACUCAUUUUAAACAGGUACAAAUGUAUUUAACCUUUAUCACAAAGCUCCUUAUGUUUUUCUCCUAGCAAACACGGAAGUGUCCAAUUAAAAGGUUUUAACUUUGCUCAACUGUUUUGAUACACAUUCGAUUUGAAGCAUACUUGAAUUGCGCAAAAAAUACACAACUGAGUAACAAAUUUUUCAUUUAGUGGAAGUGUGAAAGCUUUAAGCUUUGAUCGCCUUAUUACAAUGCAACUCUUCCCAAUCUCGUCCCCAGGAAUUUUUGUACGCCUAUAAUUCAAACGCCAUCUUUUUCUGCCUAUAAUAUAAAUUUUUUUAUCGCCAUCUAUAAAUCUGGCGACAUGGUUACGCAUGCUUCGAAUAAAGACAUAAAUAAGAACAUUCAAUGAUAAAAAAAGUGUGUACGAUAGAUGCAUGCUAGCCGUGAUACAAAACUGACUUUAUGUUUUUUCAGUAAUACUCUCCAGUAACUAAAUUAGUUCAAAAGCCAUCCACUACUUUUAUGGUUUGCAGCAAUCCGAACCAUUAGGGCAUAGGGAUAAUUAAUUGGAGCGCGUGAUGGACGAAACAUUGUGUUCUCCAGUUUACCAGCUAACCCAGUGUAACCUAAGGUUAUUAUUUAAUCAUCAAGUGUUUACAUUACUGAUGUUGUUAAACCGACGAAUAUGACAGGUAAUGAAAAAGACAGACAAUGGCAUUUAUUUCAAUCGAUUUAAAACCGAACUUAACGAGAUUAAAUCGACUGAUAAGUAAUACGAACGUCUCUUAAACUCUGCAAAACGUCGUUUUUGUAUUUAUUGCAAAGCUUGGAUACGUCCAAACGUAUCCAAGCUUGUUUCCUCACAAAAGUGAGGAAACAAGCUUUAUUUACGUAAUCAGCUAAUAAUGUUUAAGGGACGAAAAAAUGCAAGAGGUCAAAUUUAGGUAGUGAAAAUGGUACUGACAACAGGCGACUUAUAAUAAAAUAUUAACUACUCGAAAAAAGAAAAAGAAAACUUAUUCUCAAGGCGUUAUUUACCUCGCCAAAGCAACUGUACUCAAAUAUGAGGGCAGUUUUUAAUGCUUCAAUUUAAAUUGUCUUGUCAACUAAUUUCGAACACAGUGUGCUUUUAAAUGAUGACUUCUUUGUUAGAAAGUUACAUUAAUUCUAUCCCAUAGAAGACUAAAAUUAGUAUGCCUAGUGUAAGAAAGACACACAGAGAGAGAAUUUUCUACUUAUCCAACAAAGAAGUAAACGCAGCCUUAAAAUUUUAAAAGCUGUAACAAAAAAGAUAGGUAUCUAAAUUAAUAAUCACAGGGGCCAUAGAAUAGAGACUAUGAAACCCUAAAUAAUAAUAGAAGCAAAGCACGUAGACCCAAAUUUGAAUCAUAAAAUGGGGAUAUGCGUAGGCUAACCAAAAUUGCCGUUAAAAGAAAAGGUCAACGUAUUGCAUAUUAAAAAUUGCAUAAUAAUUGUCUAAUAAUAAUUAUAAAUAAUUACUGUUAUUGGCACUUAGCUAACUAAACUAGCUUGGCAGGUCUUGUGUUACUUGUUAUAUCACACAACAUACUUGCGAUUGCAUACUUCUUUCAGCUAAUACACCUUCAACGAGUGCAGCUACAAAUAAUUUCGUAAAUAAUUAAUAUAAGAGGUAAUAUGACUUUGCGUAUUGUAUCCAAAGAAAAAUAAACUAAGUUUGUCGACCUGUACGUGUUUACGUAAAACGCGUGAAACUUUAACCAACUUCUUAUGUGUUGCAACAACAAGAUGCUCGAAUAACAAGGCGUUGAAAAGCGUGCAAAGUGACACGCUAUUACAUGCUACUGUGGUUUUUUUUAUAGCGAAUAAUAAAUAACACGUGCACUUUUGUUUUGAUCAACUCAUUUAUACUCGACCCUCAAUAGCAAUUUAGAUAUAUAACUCGCGCUUAAGUGUGUGUUUCAUUUUAGAGUGGUAAUAAAUAACUAAAUUAAAUAAUUUCACAAAAUCUAAUCAAGCAUAAAAAUACGAAGAAAUAUCGAUGUGUUUCAUUUUCUUUAUAUAAAGGAACGUCCGGCGUGGACAUCAAGAAAAUUCGUAUAAUAUGUGAACCUGUUAGGUCGAUAGUAUGCCGCAAAUAGGACUUAAAUCCAAUUCCUUCGUCUUACAGCCAAAUCUAAAAAUUUAAACGCUACAAAGCGCCCUAAAAACAAGGUUACCGAAUUGAAAAAUGGUAAUAUUUUGGCUCACAGUGGAAACAUGUUUUUCGGAUUUAAUGCAUUGCCGGGCUUUGUUAUUAAAUGUUUGCCCUAUUUAAAUUAUUUUUUAUUACCUUCGUGAUAGUACUGACUGAAGUUUACUUAACCUCGUCUCCAACGCAUCAUGUAUCUUUUCUGACUUGACAUUAGAAAAGCAGUAAAUGCUGGAGUUAUAGGCAAGCUCAUUCCCAUUUUUUUCUUCUUAAAAAUAUCGGACGCUGUUCCAGACUAUUAGAAAAGAAAAAAGCUCUGGGGAUGAGGUUGCAAUAUGAGGAAUAGACGUCAAAGUUCGAUAUUUCGUCGUAACAAUUUUGUCAUUUCUAUGCUUCGCUUUAUGUUGGGUAUUCCGUUUUAUCUUACAUUUUAUUUCCGCCCGCCUCGUUUCCAGAGUUCUUUUUCGUUUUCUAAUGAAAAAUCUUGAGCGCCUUUAACGAACUUUUGGCUUAUUUGAGGGAAUUUGGUGUUUCACUGGUAAUGGUUAAAAAAUUUCCUAGCCGAAAACCUAUCCUUGGAAUUUCAGCUGAACAAAACAAUGGGACAGUAUUGAUAACAUUCUCGUAAAAAAAUAUCGCCAUAUAAUAUAGAAGGCAUCUUUUUGGCGUUAAAUACGUGUUGUUGUUUUUAUAUACAUAACGUUUAUAAGUAUUAUACCCAGCUUCUGUUUUGUCAUAAAAUAAGCAUAUACAAAGCAUAUUCACGAGCCUGUGGAGUUUCUGCUGAAGAUAUUUUAGUUAAUGUAACUACGCUACAAGAACUUUAUCAAGAAUUUCAUGUUUCAAUUAGGUCAUAUUUUUUGCAUCAAACUAAAGUGAGUUAAGCAAUCAGCGAGGAGUCAUGUAUUUAAUCCUUUUGAAAGGGAGGUGAAAUUAGGACUUUUAAGGAGUAAUACAAGUAGUAACAGGUUUAAGCUAUAUUUUUCACAAUUUCAGGAAUACUAGAUUUUAUUGUAAUGAGCAUACCGCAAGCAUAACCCAGCCUCAUCUGAAAAUUUAAUAUGCUUAUAUAAAAACAUGCAUUCUGUCAUGUAAAAUUCACUACGGAGGAGAUUAGGUAACCGUCUACGAAAUACAAUCGCAACAGUGUUAUGUAAUGAGAAACCUGGAAACAGGUUAAACUGGGUGAGAUAACCUGUUGCCUCAUUAAACUGCGAUUGAAUGCGGGACUUAGGAAGUUUAGAUAGAAAACAAUGAAAAAUAAGGAAAAAAGUUUAAAGGUAAAGUAAACUUCCAAAUUAUAGAGCCCGAGCAAAUUAUACGUCGUCAUCGUUUAAAUCCAUGCAAUGCACAGUAUAACUAGAUUUUUUAGGUCUCUAACGUAGGUGAAGUUUAACAACUUUUGGUGUGAGUGCAAAAUAAACUUUUUUCUUGUCUUGGGACCGAGGUUGACUUUACUCAGAAAACUAUUCUUUUUGAAGUAUAAUAAGUUUUAUUGGUUGUGCUUCUACUUUUAAUAUACGUGGGUGGAAAAAGUUACUGGAUUUUUUUUCGUCUGGUAGAACAAAUAGUGUAAAUACCUUUUUAAGGAUCUUUAAACCAGUUCCGUUGUUAGUAUUUUAGUAGGUUAAGAUCAGACUGGGAUUCAACUUAUGCUAUAUAUAUAGUCUUAUAAGUCCAACUUGCCCGCCUGCGCCCCACUCGCGUGAGUAUUGAGCAAAAGAAAGCAUAUGGCAUGAUACGUACCAUAUUUCCUCUUAACCGCCCAGGGGCUGAUCAUUUUUUUCAAAAUUUAGCACCAAAAAAAGGGGCGUUCAUGAAAUUAUUUUCAAAUCACUACAAACUGUUAAAAAACGAUGCUCGUUUUCAACCUCGUUCCCAGGGCUCUUUUUUCAAUUUUUUUAUGGCUCGUUUUAUAAUUUUAUGUCGCGACAUUUGCUUAGAAAACUGUAUACAGUACACCUAAAUUCUAUAAGGGGGUGGGGACUGAAGAGGGUGCUAAAAAGAGAGUAAAAACGAUACUUCCUGAGUUUUGGGUCUUCGGCUCGAGUUGCUGUCCCUCCUUUCCGUCGUGCGUACUUUUUUUCGGUACGCCAGACUCGGAAUUAAUCUCCCCCGCAGAAGAUCACCUGUGUUUCAUUUGAAAAUGGCGGGCAACACAAUGUUAUUUGCAUGUACAAAAUGUCACAGUCGUCAUCCAUUUGAAGAACUUAGUCGUGAAGAGCAACUUUGCAAGACAUGCAGAAGAAAGUAUCCACUUGUGACAUGUUCAUAUUGUCAGCUUGAAUUUCAUCUGUUAAAAAAAACUGAGGGCAAUCCCAUUUGUGCAAAAUGUAGUCACAAUCUCUCAACCUAUGGACAGCCAAAAAACUGCAAGUAUUGCCAGAUCAAGGCAGCAUUUAAACAAUCAUGUUGCUCAAGAUGUAUCAGCUCAGAGAAGCGAUAUGGACCACCUGUGCAAUGUCAGAGGUGUAAGAAGCAGUGUGCAUUCAAUAAAAGUGGAGAAUCCAAAGCAAAAGUAUGUUUAAUAAAGGUAGGAGGAGAGGUACUCUGUUUACAGUGUACUCUUGAAUACAAGCGUAACCGCCACAGGCUGCAAAAGGGUCUGUCAAAGGAAAAGAUGACUGAACGUUAUUCUGGUGGUCAUAUUGAUAGUACUGUCGUUAUGCCAUUAAAGGCGGAGAAUCUUCCCACUGCUUCUUUUAAAUCGCGUUUUGAUGCACUUGAAAAAAGUAGUCGGCAAAAUAGCAGAUCAAAUAGUCCCUUCAGACAAGAAAGUGUCAGUGAGAAUGCUGUUGAUUCUACCUUUGGAGAUCCUAUGUCUGAAAUGACCAAGUUGCGAGAUCAGAUUGCGAUGCUUAAAAAAGUCAUCUCUCAAAAAGAAAAAGUAAUAUUAGAAAAAGACAAAAAGAUUAACGAAUUUCAAGCUGAACAAUGGGAAAAGGAGAAAUUGCUUCGUCAGAAAAUUCAGGCGAUACAGAAGGAAAGUAACGAAAGGGUAGAACAGUUGCAGUUGGAAAACCAAGCUCUAAGAAAGCAGGUCUCAGGUCUGUCGAAAACGCGCAGAACUUCUAAACCAAUUUUUACACUAAAGAAGAUUCACUUGGAAGCGCACAAAAUACCUUCGCCAAUGACAACGUCUGAUAAGAGGGAAGCACCAAUUUCGUACGAUAGCACGGAGGAGGGUGGAAGCGUCACUACAGAAAGUGAUCGCGCCGAGAUCACUGAUCGCGAAAAAAAAGACGCUGCUCUGACAAAAGUGGAUCAUGUUACUGAAGAUGAAAUAGAAGAAAAGGAUAAAGAUGUCGAUCGCGAUAAUAAUACGGCAACCGAAGGAGAUAAUUCUGAGGAGAGCGAUGAAGGUUUAAGCAGUGCCAAAAGUAAUACAGACAAACAGAUCAGUUUUGAUGAGGCGCAAGAAGCUGAGAUUAAAAAGUUACUAAAAAACGACGAUGGACAUACUAGCAGUGGUGUGGAGGAGAACGAAGUAAAUUUGCGUCGUUCGAAAAAACGUCAAAAGAAGAAGUCACAGCUAACGAUCGAAGAUGACGGAGAUGUUAGUACUGGUGUUGAAGAUGACCACGAGUCGAAUAUUGGACCAAAAAAGAAACGGAAGAAAAAGAGACACUUGCGUAUCGACGAAUACGAUGGUGAAGAAGAGCAAAACGUUUACUCGUGCACAGAGCUACAGGAGGAAAACAAUAAUCGAGACAAAAAGAGACAAACUGGUGAAGAAGGCGAUGAAGAGGAUACCGAUUUAACAAUUACAAAGAAGCCAAAUGAGCAAGCCGAGGAACUGGAAGACGAACCUAUAAGAGAAGGUAACAAAGAAUUACACCAUAACCCGUCAGACGCAGAAAUGGCAGAACAAGCUUCAUCUCCAAGCGAUUCUGAUGAAUUACACGUCGACGAGGAUUAAAUUGGCAAACAACAAAAAAAGUAAAACAAUUUAAAAUUAUAAAAAGUGGGCACUAAGCUAUGUUCUAAGUUUUGUUUUCGACCGCCUAGCUUCUCUUUCUUAAUUAAUUUAAAAAGAGUUCCACAAUUAACUAAAAACUCAUUCAAAGUCUGAUAAGCUGUAGUAAGUGCGUCCCGAUAUAAUUGAAACUCUGAUUUUGUAACACAUGCACGGCACAAAUUUUCAUUUUUUUUUUAUGUAUUUAAUCUUUACUUGGUGAAAGGCAUGUAAUACUGAUUAUAUUAUUGAUUGAAAAUUCCUAAUUCUUUGUAUAAAAUAGAAUUGUAGAUUUUGUCUUUUGAUUGAUUUAUACAAAAGAAUCAGGGGGGGUCACACAAAGUUGUCCAAAUUGUUGUUUUAAACAUACGAAUAGGUAACAAGAAAAAAACCUUGGGAAUCUAAAUGCUCAAGAAAGAUCAUGUUUUAGGAAAAGGAAAAUUAUGUCAUAAAUUCUUUUAUCUAUAAACAAUAUGCUUGUCAUUUUUUUUCAAGCUCAAUUACGUAAAGUCACGAAAUACAUAUAUCCAUUGCA